CACAGUGAGAGAGGGAAAGAAGACGUGGUGGGGAGGAAAGCGUGGGCAAAAGCAGAGGUAAAAAGGAGAGGAGGACAAUAUACCAUCUGAAACGGACUCCGUCGGGUUUUUUCUUUAGUCAUGAAUUCUUCAACGGUAACGACGAUGCUCCCUAGUACCUGCACUUCCAAGAAUGAGACUAUUGUAAGUCAUCCAGCAGCCACAAGCAUGGGCGCGCUCAUCCUCAGCGCUGUGUUUCUGGUGGGAUUCCCCGGAAAUCUCUUUGUCAUUUGGAGCAUCCUGGCACGAGCCCGAAAGCAAUCUGUCACCACCCUCCUCAUCCUCAACCUAGCUAUCGCCGAUGGCUUCCUGAUGGUUCUUACCCCGUUCUUCAUCACCUACCUGGUCAAGAUGGACUGGACUAUGGGGAACGUGAUGUGUAAAAUCCUCUUCUAUCUCUGUUUGGCCAACAUGUAUGCCUCCAUCUACCUGAUCAUGCUGAUGAGCCUUUACAGGCUGGUGUCGGUGGUGUGGCCCAACCGCAUCAGCGUUAUCACCGGCAAGAGGACUGUCAUGCGAGUGCUGGGAGUAGUGUGGCUGCUCGUGAUUAUUGCUUCUAUUCCUGCGCUGAUCUUUCGAGAAGUGAAGCCUAAAGGAAAGGGUGCAGGCUCAGUCUGCGAUUCAUUCCAUGACGAGGAUAGAGAAAUUAUUAUACAGUACACACUGGAGGUUGUUUUUGGCUUCCUGAUACCUUACGGAGUCAUUGUAGUCAGCUACAUUUGCAUCCUGCGACGGAUCCGGCAGACGAAGUUCCGCCGUCACAUCCGCAGUGAACACCUCAUCCUCGCCAUCGUGCUGACCUUCUGCCUGUUUUGGUUGCCGUACCACAUUAUCAACAUGGUGCAAGUUUCAUCGACGUUGUUUAAAAAAUGUACAACGAAACGAACAUUGUUGGAUACAAUAUGGCAACGGAGUCGUGCCGUUACCUCCACCAUCGCCUUCAUCAGCAGCUGUGCCAACCCGGUGCUCUACUUCUUCGCAGGAAAGUCCUACAUCCGACGGGAGGGGCUUGCGUUCAUGGCUCGCUUGUUCGAGGGCACAGGUUUUGACUCAACCAGAAAAAGCCAGAUGAACAGCCAGAACAGCCGAGACAAAGACAAAGACGCAGAAGUUGUGCUGAAAGACAAAGAUGCCGACUCCUCCACAAACUCGACGUCUAAUGUUAAAUCAGCAAAAAAUGGAAAAUAGAGGAGGAACCCCACUGGUCUUUGAGACUCCCCUCCGUCCAGUCGAGAAGAUAGUUAUUUCACAAAGACUUAAUAUUCAAUAACAUUUGACUGAGAUUCACAGCUGAAAAGCUCAAAAUCACAUCCGCUUGAUACUCUUGGAUACACUUGCAGACAAAGGCAUGACCUUGGAAUAUAAAACAAACUGUGGAAUAUAAUCCAGGAUGCUUAGACUUCCUCUAAGAAGAAGUUAGUCCAAUUCAUUCAGCAUCCACGUGUCAAACUUUACCCUUGCUAAGUAAUAAAAUUGUUUGAGGGCAAAUCCCAAGUAAUUACAAUUGUGACUUGUGGAAUUGUCACAAAUAUUGUCAUUACUAUAAAUAGAGAGAUGAUCAGGUAUUGCCUUGCAUGCUUUUAUGUAUAAUACAUGCUGUUUUAUUGCUCACUGGUGUCUUUUCCCUGGGAUUUCCUUUUUGUCUUUUUCUCCUCUUUGUAUGGUUACAUUUGUAUGCUUUAUUGAAACAGACAUUUAUUUUUAAAGCACAAAAUGCUGUAUUUUUUUUUAAGAAUUGUGUAUAGAACAAAGUCAUUGUGUGUUUUAUAGAGUCCGAACAAUAAUCCAUAUUAAAAGAGAAUAUACGUCACAUCAUC
This is a messenger RNA of Fundulus heteroclitus (mummichog), 1856 nucleotides long. It is a transcript of the gene ltb4r2a, whose product is annotated as leukotriene B4 receptor 2a. Gene Ontology annotation, cellular component: membrane. The coding region runs from base 121 to 1227 and encodes 368 amino acids. Lineage: Eukaryota; Metazoa; Chordata; Actinopteri; Cyprinodontiformes; Fundulidae. Gene Ontology annotation, biological process: immune response; G protein-coupled receptor signaling pathway. The record is from RefSeq and is a predicted model, not a curated record. The transcript is spliced from 5 exons. Gene Ontology annotation, molecular function: leukotriene receptor activity.